This is a messenger RNA of Rhagoletis zephyria (snowberry fruit fly), 810 nucleotides long. RefSeq lists its product as uncharacterized. Lineage: Eukaryota; Metazoa; Arthropoda; Insecta; Diptera; Tephritidae. The record is from RefSeq and is a predicted model, not a curated record.
AUGACCGAAAACAAUCAACCUUUGACAAUAGCGGUAACAGAGCUCAUUAAAGAAGCGUCUCGCAUAAAAGAGUUCAGAGGCGAUAAAUCGUACGAUCUCUCAGCAUUUAUAAGGGAAGUCGAAUUAAUCCUUCCACUGUUCAACGAGAAUCGACCCUUACAGGAAUUCAUAUUCCAACGGUAUAUCAGAACAAAAAUCCAGGGAGCGGCGUUAAAUGCAAUACGAACAUUGGGACAAUCGCCAUCGUGGACCACGAUAAGAGAGGAACUAAUAAGGAACUUUGGUAUCAAGGAAACCUAUCAUAAUUUAUACCAUCAAGCCAUAAGUACCAAGAAUAAUAAUGUGCUAUCGAUAUCAAUGCCUCUAAUUUUCGUAAUGCUGAUAAUGGGAGCAACGGCAACAAUGAUAACUGAAGACAUCAAAAACGAAGACGGACUCGCCGAAAUAAAACUUGAAAACGUACAAGUGAUCACAGAUUUUGACAUCAUCCUUCACAUAAUCAGACCGCAGGAAAUAGAAAAUAUAAUUGACGCACUAGAAAAUUUAGCUAGAGACUCUAAAUUGACCGAGAAAGAACAAAUUCUGACUCAGGAAUUCACAACAUUACGGAGUAAACUUUACACACUAUUACCACAUAAACAAAAAAGAGGAUUAAUUAACAUAUUAGGUACAACAAUGAAAUGGUUGUAUGGAACUAUGGACGACGAUGAUAGACAGAAUAUAGAGCAGCAUCUCAAAAAAUUUGAGAAGAAGACUUGGGGAAUUAAUUUUGAAUCAUUACACGAUCGAACAACGUGCUCAAAUAACUGA